Messenger RNA from Condylostylus longicornis, 1656 nucleotides. RefSeq lists its product as uncharacterized. The transcript has 3 exons. The record is from RefSeq and is a predicted model, not a curated record. Bases 1 to 1656 code for a protein of 551 amino acids. Lineage: Eukaryota; Metazoa; Arthropoda; Insecta; Diptera; Dolichopodidae.
AUGAUUACAGCGCCGAACAGCCACUGCCGGACAGUCGUAGAGAAUGUGGACGACUCAUCGCCAACAAAAUCUGCACAGGGGGGAGCCCGACUUCCCCGUGAAGAAAUUUGUAAUAGUGCGGAUCCGGCUCCUGCUCAUCUCCAGCAACUCUGCUGUGAAUCCGCUGGAGUACGCCGAAAGAAACACCUUCGCAUGGCGGCACCCUUUCGCGUCCCGCCAGUGACGACCGCAUCACGCCACAGGCAGGCAGGCAAGGAGCUCUUUGCCAGGGAAGUUGCUGGCCAACACUCCCUUCAUGAUACAACAUCACCAAAUGGGGAAAGACUUUGCCAUCUUGCUUCGGGUACAUCGACAUAUAUAGUUAGCACACAUUUUCCGCAUAAAAAUAUACAUAAGGGUACAUGGACGGUAUCAGGAAGCAGUACUGUGAACCAAAUAGACCAUGUACUCGUAUCUAAAAGAUGGAUGUCAUCAAUACUAGACGUAAGUGCCUGCCGAGCUGCAAACUGUGAUAGCGAUCACUACAUGAUCCGAAUUAAAAUCAGACAAAGGAUCUCAAACGUUGGAAAGAAUAGGGGUCAAAAAAGAAAUAAAUACGACACAGAUAAAUUAAAAGACGAGAACACACUCACAAGAUAUAGAAAUAAAAUUGAAGAGCAGCUCAACAACAUCCAACAAACAGCGCAGGCCAAUAACAGUAUCAAUCAGGAAUGGGAAAAUUUGAGUAAAACAUUAGUAACUUGCACAAUGGAAACGGUAGGAAGGAAGCAAAUGCAGAGAAAUCAAGAGUGGUAUGACGAAGAAUGUGCCAAUGCUAUAAAAGAAAAAAAUAUGGCUAGGGAAAUCAUGCUAAAAAAGCGUACAGCCAUAAAAAAAAGAGUAGAAGAAAUCAAUUCAGCGCAUAAUAGCAAGAGCAUAAGAAAAUUCUAUGCUAAAUUAAAACAUGAAAAAGCUGGCUUCCAACCAAAAUUAAUAAAUGUUAAAGACAAGGACGGUAUUAUAUUAACUGAAAAAAUGCAAAUACUUAACAGAUGGAAGCAAUAUUUUCAAGAGUUAUUGAAUACAGAAUCAAGGGAAGAAACAACACAAUGGGUGGCAGCGGGGGAUCAGGAGGAACGUGUCGAUGAGCCUUCUAUGGAUGAAGUGCUCAACUCCAUUGAUUCUCUAAAGGCACACAAAUCACCCGGAGAAGAUUCAAUAACAACAGAGAUGAUAAAAAACGCAGGCAGUCGGUUUCAUGAAUCUGUUCAUGGGCUAGUACGCAGAAUUUGGAGUGAGGAAAUAAUGCCCGAAAACUAUAACGUCGGUAUUAUUGUACCCAUUUUGAAAAAAGGGGAUAAAACGAUAUGUGAAAAUUAUAGGGGAAUUACUCUCUUGAAUGCUGCAUAUAAGAUACUGGCUAGUAUCAUUUCGAAAAGAUUAAAAACAUUUGCAGAAGGCAUUUUGUAUGAAUACCAACGCGGUUUCAGGGAAGGCAGAUCGACUAUAGAUCAAAUUUUUGUGGUGAAGCAAAGUAUGGAGAAACUAUACGAAUAUAACCAGGAUGUUCAUCUGCUAUUUUUAGAUUUUAAACAAGUAUUCGAUAGUAUCAAAAGGAAUACAAUUAUAACGGCUCUGUCGAGUCUUGGUAUUCCAUCAAAAUUGAUUAGACUAUAG